Messenger RNA from Ictalurus punctatus (channel catfish), 3580 nucleotides. RefSeq names its product transmembrane protein 51b (gene tmem51b). The record is from RefSeq and is a predicted model, not a curated record. The transcript is spliced from 4 exons. Bases 504 to 1319 code for a protein of 271 amino acids. NCBI's taxonomy places the organism in Eukaryota, Metazoa, Chordata, Actinopteri, Siluriformes, Ictaluridae.
UGAGUUCAAAGCGUGUCGCAACUCUCUUUUUUUCAACGGCGCUGACUACAACUAUAGGGCGAGAUCCUGAAUUCGACGUGCUUGAAGACCAAGCAAUAAAGUCAGCCGUGUGGAAGCGGGGUUUGGUCCGGCCCCGAGCUCAAGUAGGCAACGUUCUUGUUUCUUUACUUUUUUUGUUGUUGGUUUACUUUUCUACAAAAAUAAACCAAACCUCACGGAAAAAGUAGCCUGCAAAAAUUACGAAUAGGCGUUGAGCGAUUUAAAAGAGCAGUGGAAGCAGUUCCUGUUUUUUUUUUUUUUUUUUUUUUUUGAAACACACCUGGUUCAGGUAGUUUGAUGACAAACUCCCAAGGGCGUUGAAUCGACGCCACGGACAUUGUUAAGCCUUGACCAUGGUCUGAAGUAGGGAUCAAAAUCAACUCCUGUGUGCUCAUCUUGAUGUUUGGACUGUUUCUGAAACAUUCUUCUCUGAGACUGCGGUGUGCAGGGUGUGGUGUGGUGCCAUGUGUUUAAGUGGGCAGCCUUUGUGCUCAGGCAGGGGCCAUGUGCGACCUAACUCCUCUUCUAGUGAGGGCAGCAGCUCAAGCUCUCAGUAUGCAUUCUGUGCCCUGGGUGUGGGCCUGGUGGCGCUUGGAGUUGUCAUGAUUCUGUGGAGCAUGGUGCCACCGGAGGUGCGUUGGAAUAACACAGGUGUGCAACAUGAUGCUGUUCCCAAUGAUAGCAAGCAGAAGACCUCAGCUGUGGCUUUUGUGCUGGUUGGGGCUGGACUGGCCUUGCUGCUAUUGGCUGUGUGCCUCGGAGUGAGAAACAAGCACAGACGGAGCAGUGUGACAACAGCCACUGGUACUCAGUACACAGACCGUGUGCCUGAAGAAGCAGGAGAGACCUUGGCUCCUACCCCAAACUAUGAUGUGCCUAGCUAUGAUGAAGCUGUGACUAGUGGGCGUUAUCCUAUCCGCCAGAGCAACCUGCAACACAGUACCUCACAGCUACCUUCUUAUGAUGACCUGGUUGCUGCAGUGGAGAAUGAAGGAGAAGGACCAGGUUCUGCGAGCGGUCAAAAUGCUUCUUCUCCUGUUCCUCGCGUUAGUGCCGCAGCAGAUGAAACCAGUGCAAAGCCGGCUCGCAGCAGCAGCCGAGCUAGCAACAUCUUCAGACCCCUCCGUGUGCGCAGGAUUAAAUCAGAAAAGCUCCAUGUCAAAGAUAUCCGGAUGAACAUUCAGAGCCCACCACAGGGAGGACGAGUGACCAUUGAGCCCCUGACACCUCCACCACAGUACGUGGACAAAGUGCCCGAGUUCCCCACAGAACCAGUGUGAUGGAUUGAGCUGUGUAUGAAUACUGUCCUGGUGUAUAUCUUUCUUCACCUGUGCUGUUAUUGCACUUGGCAGUGCUUAAGUCUAGAAUAGGGUAGUAUAGGUCUGCUUCAAAGAAUUGCUGUAAAGAAGUGGUGUAGUUGUGAAAUGGUAUGAAAUUUUAUUUUACUUUUGAAUGUGAUCAUCCACAAGCCCUGUGCUUCUUCUAGGACAAAAUGUUAGCGUUUUUAUCUACAGUCCCCUCUGAAACUAUUGAAAUGGCAAGGCCUAUUCGUUUGUUUGUGCUACACAAAGACAUUUUGGUUUGUGAUCAAAAGAUUGAUAUGAGACGAGAGUUGAGGAUUAAUUUUUUAUUUCCUGGUAUUUACAUCUAAAUGUGUUUAAACAACAUAAAACAUAAAACCUUUUGCAUCAGACCACCCAAUUUUUAGGUGAGAAAAAGUAUAGCCACAGAUUAGUCUUGAAAUAAAUUACAUAAAGUAAAUAACACUUAAUUUUUGGUUGCAUAUCCAUUUAUAAUAAUAAUAAAUAAUAAUAAUAAUAAUAAAUAAUAAUAAUAAUAAUAAUAAUAAUAAAGUCUGUGACUCACUGACAUCACCAAGUUGUUGGUUUUUUCUUUUGUGAUGCUUUCCAGGCUUUAACUGCCACCUCUUUUAGUUGUUUUGGGCAUUUCUCUUUUUGGUCUGCUCUUCAGGAAGUGAAGUGCAUGCUUGAUUGGGUUAAGGUCUGGUGAUUGACUUGCUGAGUCUAUAACAUUCCACUUUUUUCCCCCUGACAAAGUCCUUUGUUCAGUUGGCAGUGUGCUUUGGAUCAUUAUCUAUAAUCGAGAGGAACUUUAAUUUGCAUGCAGUUCUCUGUAAAUUGGCAGUCAAAAUGUUCCUGUAAACUUCUGAAUUCAUUCUGCUGCUACCAUCAUGAGUUCAUCAUCCAUAAAUAUUAGUGAGCCUGUUCCAGAAGCAGCCAUGCAAGCCCAAGCCCAUGACACUACCUCCACCAUGUUUCACAAUGAGCUUGUAUGUUUUAGAUCAUGAGCAGAUUCUUUAUUUCUCCACACCUUGGCCUUUCCUUGACUUUGGUAGAAGAUAAUCUUGGUUCCAGAACUUUUGUGGCUGACCUCUGUUUCUUUGUGAAUUUCAUUCUGUUCUUCUGAUUCCUACUGCUGAUGAGUGGUUUGCAUCUUGCGGUAUGGACUCUAUAUUUUUGCUCUCAAUGUCUUCUUCCAACCAUGGCUUGUGAUGCCUUUACCCCUGCCCUGUGGUGGUUGCUGGUGAUGUCACUGACUGUUUUUGGGUUUUCAUCACAGCUCUCACGUUCAUGUUGUUUUCCUGUUGUUUUCCAUGGCAGACCCAUUUGUUCAGUACACCAGUGGUUUCAAACAUUUAAAAUUGUUGUAUUGGCUAUGCCCAAUGUUUGUGCAAUGUGUCUGAUUUGAUAUUCCCUCUGUUCUCAGCUUCAAAAUGACUUGCUUUUCUCCAAAAGACAGCAUUCUGAUCAUGUUGGCUUAUCCUUUUUAACAACAAAUGCAGUCUUCACAGGUAAAACUGAAGGUUAAAACCAAGAGUAGAUAGAUGUUCAGUGCUAUUUAUUGUUUAAACAAGCAAACAGGGUACAAAAGAAACGCCUGUUCCAAUAUUUUUGCUCACCUACAAAUUGGGUGGUCUGAUAAGUCAUAGCACAUUUUGUAUGUCGUUUAACACAUCUACAUAUCUAUAUACCGUUAAAUAAAUGCUGAAAUUCUAAACACUCUUCUCAUAUUCAUCUUUUGAUUGCAAACCCAAAUAUAAUUUGUGUAUAGCACAAAAAAUGUGAAUUGACCUUUCAUUUCCAACAGUUUCAGAGGGAACUAAAUGGGUUUAUUUGGAUGUAUGUUCUUUGAUAUUGUGUUGCUGAUUUCAUACUGAUUUGUGAUCGUCAUUAUAUUAUCAAAAAGAGCUCCGUCAUCUCAUCUGUACUCAAACUCGGAUUAUGGAUGUCUACCUGUCUGUCAUUAUUAUUAUUCAUUGUUUGAACAAUGAGCUUGAACAAAUAUGUUAAUUUGCUAUUAGCAUGGUGUCUUUCACAUAAUGCUAAUUGGUGGCAUUAGUAUUUUGGACAAUUGUUCAUUAACUGGAAAAGGGGCAGCAUGGGUAUACAUUAACAGACCAUUAUGUGUGUUAUUAAUGUGCCAGUGUGUGGUAGGGGGGCUUAUGUGACCGCCUUUAUUUCAGAAACAUUUUCACAAUGUUUUGGGUCUUGUAUGUAAUAAUAAAUGUGGUGUUUUCCUA